Messenger RNA from Pieris brassicae (large cabbage white), 1501 nucleotides. RefSeq names its product translation initiation factor IF-2-like. The transcript has 7 exons. NCBI's taxonomy places the organism in Eukaryota, Metazoa, Arthropoda, Insecta, Lepidoptera, Pieridae. The record is from RefSeq and is a predicted model, not a curated record. The coding region runs from base 120 to 1106 and encodes 328 amino acids.
ACGAAAAAAGUCAAUGUCAAAAUUUCUAGUGAAAACAUCUCAUCCAUUCACCAAGUUCUUUGCUUAUAAACCUACCGGUGUAAACCUUUCUUCUUCAGCGUUGAGAAGAUCACCAACAGAUGAUGCCUUCGCCUGGUUCGCGAGAUGCUUCCUGCUAUUCAACACAUAGGACAAUUCAUCCAGUUAUCUUCUAUGCUAUACUAUUCUUACUGAAUAGUAGAUGCAACCGAGACAACAUAGGCCUCUUCAGGGUGAAUGUAGAGUCCCCGAGGCGUUCGCGAUGUCCCUCUCCGAAGAAAAUUUCACCGAUAAGCCUUUCGAAUGUUCAAAGCUCAGUUUCAGACCUCAUAGGUUCAAUAGACUAUGAUAGCAGUGGCUUGGAUUCGAUUCCCGCGAGGGAUAUAAAAUUACUACAGGCCUUAGUAAGAAAGAAAGAAGAAAACGAUGAAAGGGACAAACUAGCUGAACACUUCCAGAAGAUGUGGUUAAAAGAAAAAGAAGAAAGAGAGGCUGUGGAAAUCCAAACAUCGGAACAAUAUCGCCGCUACUUACACCAGAAACGAGUUCAAGAUAGAAGAUGGUAUGAAUUUCGUUCGAUGCAGCAGGCAGCCGUACAGCAGGCUAAGAGGGAGCAAUUGAUGUACUCCAUACAACAUAAAGCACAAAAAAGCGCAGAGUUUAGAGCACGGAAAGAAGAUAGGGAAAUAAUGAAAGUAAUCGAUAGAUCGAUGGAGGAAGAAGCUCGUUUAUGUCUGGCUGCAGAGCGGCGACUGCGACUCAACGCUGCGGACAAUUUGCGGAAAAGAGCUGAACUAUACCAUGCGGAAAGAAAAGAGGACGAAGCCAGACUAAAACGGCGCGCUAUGUUACGAGGUACGGCUAAGCGUGUUUCAAUAAACAACGCCCUAACAAGUUGGGAGACAGCACUACAACGUCACGAGUUAGCCAGCGAGGACGCAGCGCGGCGUGCGACGUAUGCGACGUUGUAUGCAAGGAAACGAGCACGUGGCUUUAGAGUGACGCGCGCUAUGGACAAGCGGCGCGCGAGAGCGAGACGGAUAGCUGCUGUCACUGAGCUCAUGCGGGACGCUAUUAAGAAUACCUAGAAACUGUUUUGUAUCAGAAUAAUUUCACUUACUACUUAUUUAAGAGCUCAUAGACACAGAAAAUAAUUGCAAAUGAAACAAUAUAGUGUAUAAUAGGCAAUCAAGACAUUCGUCUUUACGUAUUCUUUCUCUAAACUUCGCUUAAACUAUAACUGUCCUAGUUUUAUUAAUAGCAAUAUAUUGAUUUUGAAAUUGCCAAUAAAUAGAAUAUUUUAAUACUGAAAGAAAUAUUAAUAUAUGUCAGCAAAAAAAUAAGAUUAUAGAAAUAUUGCCUUCUUUCUUGUUUAGUACUUUUCGUAAAGUGAUAGUGACUUUACAAAUUUACAUUUUAAUUAAGUCAUUUGUAAAACUAUUAUGUAUGUAACCUACCUCAGAGAAUAAAUAAAACAAAUAUG